Messenger RNA from Zerene cesonia (dogface butterfly), 854 nucleotides. RefSeq names its product cuticle protein 19-like. NCBI's taxonomy places the organism in Eukaryota, Metazoa, Arthropoda, Insecta, Lepidoptera, Pieridae. Gene Ontology annotation, cellular component: extracellular matrix. The transcript is spliced from 7 exons. The record is from RefSeq and is a predicted model, not a curated record. The coding region runs from base 51 to 854 and encodes 267 amino acids.
AUCAGUGCUAGUUCAGUCCUGUCUCACUGAAGAGAGGAAUAUUACUCAUAAUGCGUGUUAUUCAUGUCGUGUCGCUUUUAGCCUUCUUCGUAGCAGCGCAAGCUGGAUACGUCGGCUAUGCUGGAACAGGUGGCUACGGAUUUGCUGCGAACAAUCCAGGUUAUGCCAGCUCCAACAUCCAUUCAGCCACUGGAGGAUAUUACUCUCGUCCAAAAUAUGCGUUUGAUUACUCUGUGAAUGAUCCACACACUGGUGAUCACAAGACUCAAUGGGAAACUCGCGAUGGUGAUGUAGUAAGAGGUGCUUACUCACUCGCCGAACCAGAUGGUACUACUCGUAUCGUUGAAUACACCGCUGAUAAACACAAUGGUUUCAACGCAGUUGUCAGAAGGAUCGGUAGAGGGCAGCAAGCACAAUUUUUUGGAAAACAGUUUAACGCUGGUUAUUAUGGCUACCACGUCGUGUCGCUUUUAGCCUUCUUCGUAGCAGCGCAAGCUGGAUACGUCGGGUAUGCUGGAACAGGUGGCUACGGAUUUGCUGCGAACAAUCCAGGUUAUGCCAGCUCCAACAUCCAUUCAGCCACUGGAGGAUAUUAUUCUCGUCCAAAAUAUGCGUUUGAUUACUCUGUGAAUGAUCCACACACUGGUGAUCACAAGACUCAAUGGGAAACUCGCGAUGGUGAUGUAGUAAGAGGUGCUUACUCACUCGCCGAACCAGAUGGUACUACUCGUAUCGUUGAAUACACCGCUGAUAAACACAAUGGUUUCAACGCAGUUGUCAGAAGGAUCGGUAGAGGGCAGCAAGCACAAUUUUUUGGAAAACAGCUUAACGCUGGUUAUUAUGGCUACCACUAG